UGCCUUAUGGCCAAGGUUUUGAAGGCGAAAUAUUUUGAGAAUACUGAUAUUAUGAAUGCCUCUUUAGGUGCUAAACCUUCCUAUGCCUGGAGGAGCAUUUUACAUGGUAGGGAUCUUCUGGAAAAAGGACUUAAAUGCUCUGUGGGUAAUGGGAGAAGUCUUAAGGUUUGGACAGAUUGUUGGUUGGAAGAUGAGGAUGGAAUGUGCAGACCUCCUCUCAGAAGACAAAGAUCUUUUAAUGUCAACUUGAAAGUCUCGGAUUUGAUUGAUCUGCAGACCAGAAGGUGGGAUGAAAGCCUGAUGCGCGAGAUCUUUGUACCUGGAGACAUUGAUAUCCUCAGAAAGAAUCAACCGGUGAUAUCUGAUAAAGACUCAUGGAUUUGGAAGCCUACUAGGAGCGGGGUAUAUUCUGUGAAAACAGGGUAUGACCUUGCUUUCUCGUUGCGCAAUCAAGAGUUACUAGAAGUUCAGAAUGCCAGACCAUCUCUGAACCCGCUUAAAGCUCAAGUUUGGAAGGUUAAAGCUCCUUCGAAAAUAAAGGUGUUUAUUUGGAAAUCGUUGUCAGGAGCAAUUGCGGUUAAUGAUGGGCUGAAUGCACGUGGAUUGAGGUGUGAUAAUUUAUGCCAAAUCUGUGGUAUGGAUGGUGAGUCGAUCAACCAUGUUCUUUUUACGUGUACUCUAGCUAGAAAAAUUUGGGCAACUUCGGGGUUUCCUUCUCCUCCAGGGGGUUUCCAUGAGUAUUCAGUGUUUCAAAAUGUAAGCUACUUAUUGAGAGUUUGGAAAGACGAAAGAUGGGACAUAGGGGUAUCGAGAGUGUUUCCAUGGAUUCUCUGGUACCUGUGGAAAAAUAGAAAUUCCCUUCUUUUUGAUGGUUUCACUUUUGAGGGGAAACAAGUUAUUGAGAAAGCUAGAGAAGAAUCUCAGCUUUGGUACUUAGCUCAAGAUUUGGAGAAUGGUGAUGAACGGAGAGAUAAUGGUGGGUUAUGUGCUAGAGAUACGACUUGGAAGGCUCCACCUUGAGGUGUUGUUAAAUGUAACAUUGGAGUCUUUUGGUCAAAAAAGAUGAAGAUCUUGGGUGCGUCUUGGGUGGUUCGGAAUCAUGAUGGUGUGGUGCUGCUUCAUAGUCGUCGUUCCUUUGGAUUGGUGAGGACUAAAGACGAUGCGUUCUUCAUCAGUGUGGGGUGGUCUAUGGAAAGUAUGGCAAGUCAUAGAUUUCUGAAAGUUCACUUUCCAUUUGAAGGAACAGAUUUGGUGAAUGCUAUCAAUUGGCCAAAGGCAGCUAUGUUGGGUAAUUUUUGGUUGUGGAAAGUUUAUGUUGAACCGUUUGAAGCUAAUAGGGGCGCUAGACUCAUUGCAAAGAGUGCGCAGGAAGAUAGGUGGUUGUUGCUCAAGGUUAUCCCUGUUAGCUUUCAAACUUUUUUGAAGGAGAGGCUCUUCGUCUGUGAAGUUAGCUCUCUCGUAUGUUUCUGAUUAUGUACAUUAUCAGCUUUUGGCUUGUAUGAAAUAUUCAGACGAAAAAAAAAAAAAAGUGAGUAAGUGGGCUAAAAUGGGAUUACAAUAUAAAAUGGGUCCUCGAAAGUAGAAAAAAAUAUAAACCAAUGGCCCAAUUUCAUUUGGUUUAACAUCAAACAAGCAAAAUAUAUUCAAUGGUGUCUCUUUCAAGUUUCAACCUCUUCUGCAAGCAAAACCUGUUCCACCUUUCACGCGCGGCUUCUCCUACUUUUGGUUUCGUCCAAUACAACAGUCUCCGACCGAACCUCUUUGUCUUCUUAUUACAUGAGUUCGAUCGCCUCACUUCUAUGCCUCUCUAGAUGUACCUUGUCCUCCCAUGUCUACACUGUAUACGACGGAGAAGCGCAAUUGGUUGACUUUCUGCUUUAAUGGAUCAAACACAUAGCGAAGCAGUAAUCAAAACAGAUUCUUUUUCGCUGCGAUCAUAUGCCGCUUACUGUUUAUGCCGUCUCCUCCUUACCGCGGUCUCACUGUAACCGAGCUUCGCAAGUUCAUACCUAAAUCUUGGAAACGCCACAUCCCACAAACCCGCGAUGAAACAUCAGUUCCUGUUGCUCUGUUCAAAUCUCUCGGACAUUUCAUCUCCCAAGGUCGUCUCUCCGAAGCUUUCAGAACUUUCUCUCUUCUCCUUCUUCGUCACCAGUCUGGUUCUCAUGAAUUCGUUUUGCAAUCAGCUGCUUCCCUUUUGUCGACCUGCGUGGAGCUUAGCGAGUUUGUUCCAGGGCAGCAGAUUCACGCUCGUUGUAUCUCGUCCGGUUUGGAGUUUGAUCCUGUUCUGGUCCCAAAGCUUGUUACUUUCUACUCUGCUUUUAAUCUCCUCCACGAAGCUCAGACCAUUACCGAGAGCUCUGACUUUAAUCAUACCUUGCCGUGGAAUGUGCUCAUCGGUUUGUAUGUUAGGAACAAACGGUUUGUUGAGGCAGUUUCUGCUUACAAGCAAAUGAUGAGUAAAGGAAUUCAACCUGAUGCGUUUACUUACCCAUCUGUUCUCAAGGCUUGUGGAGCCUUACUGGAUUUUGCAUCUGGAAGAGUGGUUCAUGGCUCCGUUGAGGUUAGCCCUCACAGGCGGAGCUUGUAUGUAUGCAAUGCGUUGAUAUCUAUGUACACAAGAUUUGGUAAUGUGGAUAUUGCUCGGAGAUUGUUUGACACCAUGUCUGAACGGGACGCUGUCUCGUGGAAUACAUUGAUUAAGUGUUACGCUUCUCAAGGCAAAUGGGAGGAAGCUCUCGAAUUUUACGAUAGAAUGAGUCUCUCUGGCGUAGAAGCGACUGUUGUAACAUGGAACACGUUAGCUGGAGUUCUUUUGCAGACGGGAGAGUAUGUAAAGGCUUUGAGUUUUGUAGCGAAGAUGAGAAAUCACAAUGUGAGUUUAGAUUCUGUAGCUAUGAUUAAUGGUUUGAAGGCAUGCUCGCAGAUUGGAGCUUUACGGUGGGGUAGAGAGUUCCAUUGCCUUGCGAUACGUAGCUGUUACGCUCGAAUCGAGAACGUUGGAAACUCGUUGAUCACAAUGUACUCAAGAUGUGGUGAUCUUAAUCACGCCUUUAUAGUGUUUCAGCAGAUGGAAGGGAAUGAUUUGAGUACAUGGAACUCUAUCAUCUCAGGUUUUGCGCACAACGAGAGAUCAGAAGAAACGUGUUUCCUGCUCAAGGAGAUGAUGCUCGCUGGCUUUCAUCCGAAUCACGUUACUCUCGCCAGCAUUCUCGCACUCUGUGCUCGGGUGGCAAACCUGCAGCAUGGGAGAGAGCUCCACUGCUACAUCCUGAGGCGCCAAAGCUGCUUCAAAGACGGUUUAAUCCUGUGGAACUCCCUUGUUGAUAUGUAUGCGAAAUCCGGGAACAUCAUAGCCGCCAAGCGGAUGUUUGAGUCGAUGAGCAAGAGGGAUAAAGUGACAUACACUUCACUGAUAGAUGGAUACGGCAUGGUGGGAGAAGGAGAAGUCGCCUUGGCGUGGUUAAAGGAAAUGAUCAGAUCAGGUAUGGAACCUGAUCAUGUAACCAUGGUUGCAGUUUUAUCAGCUUGUAGCCACUCCGGUUUGGUCCAUGAAGGAGAAAGGCAGUUUAAGAAGAUGCAGUAUGUGUUUGGUAUACUCCCUCGCCUUGAACACUAUUCUUGUAUGGUUGAUCUCUACUGCAGAGCAGGUCUGCUUGUUAACGCCAGAGAUAUAAUCCGCAGAAUGCCUUACGAGCCGUCUCGUGCUAUGUGUGCUACUCUGAUAAUAGCUUGUUUGAUCCACGGGAACAAAGACAUUGGUGAGUGGGCUGCAGAUCUGCUAUGGGAGAUGGAGCCAGUGAAGUUAGGGCACUAUUUGUUGAUUGCUGAUAUGUAUACGGUUACUGGUUCGUGGAGCAAGCUUGAAGAGGUGAAGAGGUUGAUGAGUGUGCGUGCUGCUCAUGAGUUUGCUAAUCUUGGUUCUUCUUCCAUCAAUCAGGAGCAAAGUUCAGACGAAGAACGUCUUGUAGAAGUAGGAUAAAUUGUCAAACUGGAAACAUUGGUUUGUUGAUUGUACAUAAUCUUAUACACGAUCGUGGUGUCUCAAAAGUUCAGAUUUGUCCCAAGGUUUAUACUUUAUAUGUUACUCGAAACAACUAUUAACAUGAACAGCUGAGCUAAUAAACGACUAAAGUAGAGCUGUAAACUGGGUUAGCCCACGUUCAUUAGCCCAUAUCCAUUUAUUCAUUUAUUGUUUGUGGACAAAGAGUGACCAUGUCCAUUAAGAACCUUGUCCAUUAACGACCAGACCCACUAACACCCAUGUUUACAUGGACUGCCAUGAAAUCCAUAAAGAACCAUAUAAGAAAUUUUAAAAAUUUUAAUCUAUAAGUCUACAAAUUUUACA
Molecule: messenger RNA, 4348 nt
Organism: Brassica rapa (field mustard)
Lineage: Eukaryota; Viridiplantae; Streptophyta; Magnoliopsida; Brassicales; Brassicaceae
Product: pentatricopeptide repeat-containing protein At1g22830
Biological process (GO): RNA modification
Molecular function (GO): protein binding; RNA binding
Source: RefSeq, a predicted model, not a curated record